AUGGAGGACUUAUUGGGAUUUUUCUCAACUAUCGAUCAGUGUUCGUGUUCGUCGACAACCCUGGCGUUGAGUCAAGGCUUCAGAUUGAAAAGGGUUUCGGAGGAUUCUCACCAUUCCUAUAAGACGGAUCAAUCACGUGAAAGCCGAAAUUCUGAUUGCACGAGUGGGCUGGAGUGUUUGCUAGACGUAAUCAGGGCCCUCAGGGUAAAGAAACAUGGCAACAAUUUCUGGUACAAGAACCAAAAUGUUUCAAAUCUGAUGUUGAAAAGAAAAACUCAAAGACGCAUGGAAAAUCAAAUGAGUCACCACUACCAAUACAAGCAAACAACAUCCCUGAACAGUAAGAUAGCAAAAAAGAAGGAAGUUCAUAUUAUACUCACCCGAGCAGGAAGCAGCUGCAGCAGGAGAUCCCUCCAUGGUUCUUCCCCUCGAGUUCCUGGCCCUGGUGGCGGUGUCAGGCGGAGGAGGAGCUCCAAGAGGAGAUCGAGGUCUCAGAGUUCUUCCUUCGAUUUUAACGGGGAUGAGUUGUCGCUCCACAGGAUCCCGGGAAGAAUGUUCUUGAAUGGAUCGAUGGACGCUGCUUGCCUUUUCUCUCAGCAGGGCAAGAAAGGUCUCAAUCAGGACGCCAUGAUUUUCUGGGAGAAUUUUGGAUCUAUUCCAGACACGGUUUUUUGUGGUGUCUUUGAUGGCCAUGGACCCUAUGGUCACAUUGUUGCAAAGAGAGUGAGGGAUUUGCUUCCGCUCAAAUUAAGCUCUCUCUUGGAGGCCUAUGUGUCCCUUGAGGAUGUCCUUAAAGAGAUCAACCUCAAUACUGCUGAUAGCAAGAAUUCAGAAGACCUUGCUGGUGGUGGAGAAAACCGGGUUUCGAUUCAGGAUCUCGAGAAGUGCCCGGAUAUGCUUCAAUCAUUAAAAGCCACACUUCUUAAAGCCUUCAAAUUCAUGGACAGGGAACUGAAGAUGCAAAGGGAUGUUGAUUGUUUCUGCAGUGGGACGACUGCAGUAACCUUAGUCAAGCAGGGUCAACAUCUUGUUGUCGGGAAUAUCGGGGAUUCAAGAGCUGUAUUAGGAAUGAGGAAUGACGAUAACACUCUUGUUGCCAUUCAGUUAACUGUGGAUCUCAAACCUGAUGUUCCUGCCGAGGCAGAGAGAAUAAGGAAAUGCAGAGGGCGUGUAUUUGCUCACGAGGAUGAACCAGGGGUUGCCCGUCUAUGGCUGCCGAAUCAUAAUUCACCUGGUCUUGCCAUGGCACGUGCCUUUGGAGAUUUUUGCCUCAAAGACUUUGGUCUAAUCUCAGUGCCUGAGGUUUCCCAUCGACACCUCACCGAAAAGGAUGAGUUUGUUGUCCUGGCUACUGAUGGGAUUUGGGAUGCUCUGUCCAAUGAAGAGGUCGUGGAGAUUGUAGCUGCGGCCCCAACUCGUUCCUCAGCAGGCCGAGCCGUGGUUGAGGCCGCAGUCCGAACAUGGAAAUGGAAGUUUCCGACUUCAAAGGUCGACGACUGCGCAGUGGUCUGCCUCUUCCUGGACUCGGAACCAAACAAAUUAUCAACAGCUUCCUCAUCAUCAGAUGACAAAGACAUCAACAAAGGUGGGUCUGAAUCAGGCAAAAACGACAAGGAAGUCGUUACAUCAGAAGAAAGCGAGCAAGAAACGUUGCUUACUCCCGAGACUGCAUCAACCUCGGACUCGGGAACUGACUGGUCUACCCUCGAAGGCGUCUCGAGAGUCAAUACACUCGUGAAUCUCCCGAGAUAGAUAAUUACAGAGGAGACUUUGAGGUAGACUCUAUGAGAAGUGAAAAGAGAUUAAGUCCACUUUGUGCCCCAUGCUUUUUUGUCAGCAAAGACGGUAACUUUUGCUACACUUAAUUGGAUUAGUCGCAGCUAUGUUAGUGUUUCAUGAAGCAGAAGAAAUCUAUGCAGAUUCUCUUUGUAAAUAAAAUAAGCCUGUAGAUAAUUUUUGGUAAGUAUAAACUCUUGAGUAAUGUUUAUGAGGUUUAGUUUCUUUUA
Messenger RNA from Tarenaya hassleriana, 2006 nucleotides. Its product is annotated as probable protein phosphatase 2C 74. The transcript has 6 exons. NCBI's taxonomy places the organism in Eukaryota, Viridiplantae, Streptophyta, Magnoliopsida, Brassicales, Cleomaceae. The record is from RefSeq and is a predicted model, not a curated record. Bases 1 to 1752 code for a protein of 583 amino acids. Gene Ontology annotation, biological process: protein dephosphorylation. Gene Ontology annotation, molecular function: protein serine/threonine phosphatase activity.